This is a messenger RNA of Nymphaea colorata (pocket water lily), 417 nucleotides long. RefSeq lists its product as uncharacterized. The transcript is spliced from 2 exons. The record is from RefSeq and is a predicted model, not a curated record. Lineage: Eukaryota; Viridiplantae; Streptophyta; Magnoliopsida; Nymphaeales; Nymphaeaceae. The coding region runs from base 1 to 417 and encodes 138 amino acids. Gene Ontology annotation, cellular component: cytosol.
AUGGAUUCAAGCAUGGAUCUGGCAUGUGGAGAGGCCAUCGAGGAGACUCCUAUAAAGGAGAAUGGAGAUUUGGCAAGCCUGAAGGAUAUGGUGUUCAUACUUGGCUCAACGGAGAUACUUAUGAAGGAUAAUUCAAGGAGUUAUUACUGGCUGAAUGGCAGUUACUUCAAGGGAAAUUUCAUAAACGGCCUUAGAGAUGGUAAAGGUUCAUGGAAGAAGGGAGUUGGAAACAGUGACAGAUACGAUGGAAAUUAUCGAAACGAUAAAAAGUGGGGAUAUGGAGUUUUUACUUGGGCAAGUGGAAAUGUCUACAAAGGAAACUAUGAAGCAGAUCUCAGAAACGGGUUUGGAGAAAUGUAUUGGGUAAAUGGGACUUACUACAAAGGCCAGUGGGUUAAUGGCAUUCAAAAUGGUUAG